Molecule: messenger RNA, 1121 nt
Organism: Ostrea edulis (European flat oyster)
Lineage: Eukaryota; Metazoa; Mollusca; Bivalvia; Ostreida; Ostreidae
Exons: 4
Coding region: 1-933 (310 amino acids)
Source: RefSeq, a predicted model, not a curated record
AUGGCAUAUGAUGAGUGUCUCCCUGGGUAUUACGGAUAUAAUUGUUCCAGUCCAUGUCCGACACCACGAUAUGGAAUUGGAUGCACUCUGAACUGUGACAAUUGCUCAAACUGUAAUCACAUAUAUGGGUGUGGAGACGCUACAGAGGCGGAGACAAAUACAGUGGAUCAUUUCAUGUCCCCAGAGUAUACGGUGAAAGUUACAGAAAAUGGAACGCGUGAAGGAAAUGAGGCAAUGUUCAGGUCCUCAGCCUCCACAGUGAAAGUCAAAGAAAAGACAACGCAAAAGGGAUUUUGUAACGAUACUUCUUCUGGAUUCGAUAUGCAUCCUAUAACAAUAAUAAAAACAUUCGGGACUCUGAUAAGUCUGGUUUUAAUACUAAUGAUCAUACGGGAAGUAUGCAAAUAUCGCAAAUGUUUAGGACUUCACUCGAUGAAUGAUGUAUCGUGCAGAAUCCAUGCAGUAGACGACAUUUACACAGAAAUUAAUGAAGUCAUCGUUAUCGAAGGUUUCCCCGAGGAUAAUGAUAAUACAGGUUCAAAAGAAUGCGUCGGGAACGGACAUACACCUUUAACUGAGAUGGGGGAAGACAGAUAUGGAGAAGAUGUUUAUAGCACUGUGUGCAAAGAGGAAUAUCUAUGUAAGGAUAAAGUCAAAGACGAUGGAAAACAUGAAAUGGCAUCAAUAAGAAGCAUGGAAUUUGAAAUGAACGGGACUUCAAAAGAUGAAAGAGAGACAGUAAACAAUGAAAAUAUUUAUGAACAUGCAUUUGUGGACAUCGUUCAAAAUUGCAAAGGGAAGACUCAGUGGCCAUCAUCUGACCUGCAAAACUACAUGAAAUCAACCACACUGAAUUGUUCAGAUGUGGAUGAUGAAGGUGAAUGUUCUGACAAUAUUUAUGUAAAUGACAAGACUGAAUCAACUUAUCUUUAACGUUACACUAUAAUGGAAGUACGUCUAGAUAACGUUAAAGAAACCUUUUUAUGUAUUUAUACAUUAUAUCUUUAUCAAUUGAAAAAUAUAAUGUGUACAUGUACUGGAUCAUCAAAUCCUAAAAGUAUGGACCACAUCGUUUAUUGAAUAAGAAAACAUUAACUAUUGUAAAAGAUUAAUUUGCUUAA